Sitophilus oryzae (rice weevil) is the source of this 1280-nucleotide messenger RNA. RefSeq names its product pectinesterase B-like. Lineage: Eukaryota; Metazoa; Arthropoda; Insecta; Coleoptera; Curculionidae. The record is from RefSeq and is a predicted model, not a curated record. Bases 92 to 1231 code for a protein of 379 amino acids. The transcript has 5 exons. Gene Ontology annotation, cellular component: cell outer membrane. Gene Ontology annotation, molecular function: pectinesterase activity. Gene Ontology annotation, biological process: cell wall modification.
GCUUUAUGAGUAGGUACCUAAUCAAACAACAGUGACUCUGAUCAAAGAAGUUGUUAAAUAUUUAUCCGGAUUAAUAGACUAGAAUUCUAAUAUGAUUGUCCAGACUAUCACCAUUUCAAUACUUUUGGUGGUUGCUAUACAGGCUGACCAUCAAACAUAUCCAGGCAGUGCAAGUCGCCCAAUUUUAUCUGACUCAGAAGCAGCUCAGUAUACAGAAACGAAUUAUUUAGGUGGAUGGAGUCCAGAAAAUAUCAAUACGGUGCAAGCUGAUUACACUGUUGGUAGUGGGCAGCAAUUUUCAUCUGUACAACAAGCAGUAAACGAAGCCAUUAAUGCUGGUGGUACAUCGAGGAAAUACAUUCGUAUUGAACCUGGUACGUACAACGAAAUAUUGUACAUACCAUCUACUAAAGUACCUAUAACGCUGUAUGGUACUGGGAACUCAGGAGAUGUGCAUAUUUACUUUGACCAAAGUGCUCAAACUACUGGUACUGAUUAUGCUAAUACAGUCAAUCCAAACGGAGAAAGAUACAAGAGUGGAGAUCCAGCAUAUUCCAUGUACGAGAAAUGUGCAGGAAAUGCUAAUAUAGGAACUAGUUGCUCUUCAGUUGUAUGGAUCAAUGCAGAUGAUGUGCAAGUUACCAAAAUAACAUUUGAGAAUCCAUCAUCAGCUGCUCAAGCUGUGGCUGUUCAAACCAACGGAAAAAAUAUCCAUUUUGAAGAUGUUCAAUUUCUCGGCUUCCAGGAUACUCUAUAUUUACAUUCAGGUAAAGCCUACUUCAACAAUGUCAUCGUAAAAGGAGACGUUGAUUUUAUUUUUGGCGCUGCGACUGCAAUCUUCAAGAACUCGCAAUUGAUUGGCCGUGGUGACAGGCCACGUACUAGCGGUCUGAUUUUUGCACCAAGCACAGAUCCUAAUAACAAAUAUGGAUUCCUAGUUAUCAAUUCUCUAAUUUCUGCAGACAGCAAUAUCGAACAGCGCCACGGAUUGUCUUUGGCUAGAGCGUGGGAUUCAGGAGUGAGCUCAGGUAGCUAUGUCCCUGGAGUCUCACCUAAUGGACAAUUAGUUAUUCGUGAAUCCUCUAUCGAUGACGGAAUUAAUGUCGAUGCUCCCUAUUCAACCUCAACCAGUGGAAGAGCAUUUAAUACAGACAUAAAUACAAACCGCAAUAUAGAUGACAAUGUACAUAAUCGUUUUUGGGAAUACAAAAACACUGGAACAGGAGCUUAAAACUUAGAAAUAUUUUUUUUAUAUAAAAUAAAGUAUAUAAUCAACGGUA